Messenger RNA from Trichoplusia ni (cabbage looper), 2125 nucleotides. RefSeq lists its product as uncharacterized. Bases 236 to 1036 code for a protein of 266 amino acids. The transcript has 2 exons. The record is from RefSeq and is a predicted model, not a curated record. Lineage: Eukaryota; Metazoa; Arthropoda; Insecta; Lepidoptera; Noctuidae.
CUCUAGCGGAUAUUAUUGGAACUACUUUGCGUCAUGAACACUACAAAUCGUGCGUGUCGUGUUUGUAUUCGUGGAUAAUAUUUAUUUAUUUUUGACUUUCGUGACCGACUUAGUGGGUGAAUAUUGGUUGAGUAAUUAUGAAACUUUAUGAAGGUACAUGCAGUUUUUGACUAUUUUAUAGAUCGAUAUAAUAUAUUUACACAUCCGAUUUUGAAUCAAAUUAUAAUCAUAAGAAAUGAAGCCUUCAUCUACUGAUAAGUAUAAGAAAAAUGGGUACCAAUCAGAUGAUGACAAUGUGAGAUACAAAAUUAACACUAGUUACUUCAACAAUGCUGCAAAAUCACCUAAACUAAAGAAGGUUAACAAAACAGAGGAUGAUGACAACAUACGCUACAAAUUUCCCACUGUCUUGAAUAAACCUAAACAAAGUGAAUUGAAACCAAAACCCAAACAAAAAAUUAAAGUAAAUUUUUGGAGUAAUAAGCACAUUGUGAAUCGAUUAAAUAAUAAUGAUUUGUCUAAGCAAAAAAGUAACCGUAGACACACAGUAGGUGCAAUAACUGAAGAUACAAAUACUAAUAAAUCAAAACAAGCUGCCGUUAAAGUUAGGAAACGGGUAUCAUUCCUGCCAUCCCCGAUAUUUUCAGACAACCAUGUACCCAUGGUUACUGUGCCUGAUGAUCUGACCAUACAACUGAAUGAGGAAGAAGCUAAUGAUUUAGCGGAAGAUCUCAAUUUAGCAUUUGUAAAUAGUGGGAGCAGUGAAAAUAAAAAAAGUGAAUCACCAAAAAGAAAAGCUAGAAAUGCAAAUUUGACCAAUCCACGAGAGGCUAAACGUAAGCGAAGUUUAGAAGACCCUGACCCUAAAAAUCAAGGAAGUGAGAAUGAACUUGAAUUUUUUUCUAAAUAUGUUGUACAAAAGUUGAGACGUAUGGAGACAAAUCAGCGUAUAUAUUCAGAAAACUUAAUCAAUACUGUCCUUAUGUUAGGUCAGCUUGGCACACUGAAUGGGAAGUCAAAGAUAACAGAAACAUAAUAUUGUAGAGCAUUUGUUUAUUAGUUAAAUGAAGUAAAUAUGAUUAGCAUAAUAUUGUUUCAUAGUAAUUUAUCGAAAUAUCUUUAAGUCAAGGACCAGAUCCACAAAGACAUUAUAACUACAUGCAAUGAUAGAGAGGCGCAUGUGCAAUAAAUUGCUAACUUAAGUACAUAUUAAAUAUUAAUAAUCAUGUAGCCUCUAAGUUAUUAUAUUAUGGUGCUUUACAUAAGGGUGCCCCAAAAGAAGUUACAUAAAACUACAUUUUGUUUUGAUUAUUUGUUAUUGUUUUUGUGAAAAUUAUGUAGAGUUAAACUAUCUCUAACCAACAAAGAAAAUAUUUUUCCAUUGUUUAAGUAAUGCCUUAUAAGCAGACUCAUAUUAUGUUUUGGUUAAUGCUGUUGAAAAUCUUGUUACUAAUGUCUAUGUAUUAUUGUUACCACAAAUGUUAAACUAUCUACAAUUGUCCCUCCAUUUUUGAUGUUAGUACAUACAAAAUAAUUGGUUUUAAAAGAUCAAUUUUAUUGCAAAUGUUGAUAGUUUACUUAGUAAUUAAUAUAACCUAAUGAUGCCUCAAACUUGUAUACACAAAAGAAUGUUAAGUAUAAGCACUUAUAAAAUGUUAGUUGCAUUAUUUAUUACUGUUUACAAAAGCAUUAGAUAUACUUAAUCAGUGGCUAUGCUAACAUAUUACAUUUUGGUGUUAAAACUAUUAAUUAUGUUAAGAUUUUGCUUCUAUAGUAGGGUAUGGACAAAGAGAAACAAUUAAGUCUUAAGAUUUACAUUUCCUUAUUAUUUUGAUUAAGAUCAACAUUUAUCACUUUGCCAAUUAUGACUGUGAUGAAUAAACAAAUAAAUCUUAGCACAACUAUUUUACAUAAUCCACAUAUCUUUAUAAUGUAAUCUGUGGCAAUUUGUUGAUGUUUUUGGCAGAAUUAAAUAUUUACACGGUAUUUAUUGAUUGUUGUAUAUUUAAAGGGUUAAGUUAAGGUUUGUCUUUUGACUUCAAAGUUAUUUGAAUCACUUUGUGAGACAUUUACUGUUGUAAUUGUCUGCCUUAUACUACUAAUAAAGUAUUCAUAGAGUUGUAAA